Messenger RNA from Cygnus atratus (black swan), 186 nucleotides. It is a transcript of the gene SMIM31, whose product is annotated as small integral membrane protein 31. Lineage: Eukaryota; Metazoa; Chordata; Aves; Anseriformes; Anatidae. The transcript has 2 exons. The record is from RefSeq and is a predicted model, not a curated record. Bases 1 to 186 code for a protein of 61 amino acids.
AUGGAGCUGCCUUUCACAAACCUUGAAGUAGCUUUCAUCCUGCUGGCUUUUGUCAUUUUCUCCUUGUUUACCCUGGCAUCUAUCUACAGUGAUCCCCAUGACAACAAAGAAGAUCCUGAGCACUGCAAAGAAAAAAAAAAAAAAAAAAGAGUAACAUUGAGAGCAUUGUUUUGUACUAGUAAGUAA